AUGGCGUCUUCGCCGGUGCCGGAACGGAAAGCGGAGCCGCCGACGGAGCGCCCGGAGCCCCUCGGCGGCGCGGCGGCAGGAUGCGGGUGGGGGGCGUCGGCCGAGGAGCUGGUGGAGGUGGUGGUGGUGCAGCGCUUCCAGUGCCGGCGGUGCCCCUUCCGCAGCGCCGCCCGACAGACGCUCCUGCGCCACGUCCAGCGGAGGCACCUGCAGCCAGGGGCCUCCCCAGGGCCGAAGAGGGGCCGGCCACGCAAGGGGGCUUUGGUGCCAGAGGCCCAGAAGGAGGAGGAGGAGGAGGAAGCGGAGCAACAGGAGGAGGAUGACAUCGUGGAUGCCGGUGCCAUCGAUGACCCGGAAGUGGACAGCGACUACAACCCAGCGGAGGAUGAGCCCCGAGGACGGCCGCCCAGGAUCAGCCGCCCGCUGCCUCCCUCCCCCAAGCAGGGGCUGCGGCGGCGGCCAGGGAGGCCCCGGAAGUUCCCCCGCCUGGAAGGGCCCCCUCAGCCGGCGGGCGGUGAAGCGGAGCAGGCCGUCUCCUCGCCGUGUGUCCCGCAGGGGAACCCGCAGAGCUCCGAGGCGCCCAGCUCCUCGGGCUCCGUCCCUGAUGGCACCGGUCGCCUGGCGGAAGUGGCGGUGAGCCAGUCGGAUUCGGAGAACAGGGACCCCUCCUCGCACGGCCAGCCCGAAGCGCUUCCCCGCCAACGAGGCCGGCCCCCCCAUCGCUUCCUGGGCAAGAAAUACCGCAAGUACAUGGGGCGAAGGUACUGCUACAAGUCCGCCAAGCCCUUGAUGCGGCCGUACCUGUGCCGGAUCUGUGGCUCCCGCUUCCUGACCCACGAGGACCUGCGCUUCCACGUGAGCUCCCACGAGGCCGGGGACCCCCAGCUCUUCCGCUGCCUGCAGUGCAGCUACCGGUCCCGGCGCUGGUCCUCUCUGAAGGAACACAUGUUCAACCACGCGGGGAGGAAGCCCUACAAGUGCGAGGAGUGCGAUUACACCAGCGUGUACAAGAAGGACGUCAUCCGCCACUCUGCGGUUCACAACCGAGACAAGAAGAAGAGAACCGACCCGGCUCCCAAGCGCAGCGCCUUCCCCUGCCCGGUCUGUGGCCGAGUCUACCCCAUGCAGAAGCGGCUCACCCAGCACAUGAAGACGCACAGCUCCGAAAAGCCCCACAUGUGCGACAAGUGCGGGAAGUCCUUCAAGAAGCGUUACACUUUCAAGAUGCACCUGCUGACCCACAUCCAGGCGGUGGCCAACCACAGGUUCAAGUGCGAGUUCUGCGACCACGUCUGCGAGGACAAGAAGCUGCUGCUCAACCACCAGCUGCUGCACAUCAACGACCGGCCCUUCCGCUGCGGCCUCUGCCCCUACGCCACCGUCCGCGAGGACUUCCUGCUCUCCCACACGGCCGUCAAGCACACAGGCGGGAAGCCCUUUGGCUGCGACCUCUGCCACUUCUCCACCAAGCACAAGAAGAACCUGCGCCUCCACGUCCAGUGCCGCCACCCGGAGAAGUUUGCGGAGUGGGUGCAGCUCCAUCCGGAGGAGGCGCCCUGCCGCCGGCGCCCCUUCUUCACCCUUCAGCAGAUCGAGGAGCUGAAGCAGCAGCACUGCCAGGGCCAGGCGGCCCCCGAGGGCCCCCCGCCCAGCCCCCCCGUGCCAGGACCCCCGGACCCUCCCCAGGAGCCCCUGCAGGGCGCCAUCCUCCUCUUCGAGCCAGAGGUGGGGGACUCGGCAGAGGUGACCACGCAAACCGCCCUGGACCUCCUGCUGAACAUGAGUGGCCAGAGGGAGCUGCCUUCCAGUGCCCUGGAGGUGGCUGUGGUGAAGGCGCCCUUGGAGUCCCAGGGCCAGGGGGAGGAGGAGGAGCAGGGGGAGCUGCAGAGCGGCCUGCUGACCCCCCAGGGGACGGAGCAACGGGGGGCCCUCCUCCAGCCCUCCACGGGCCCCUCCGAGGUCCAGCACAUCACCGUCCCCUUCUGCAGCGCCUCCGAGUACAGCGUGGUCUCCGCCAAUGGGGAGGUUGCCAGCACGCUCUACGGCAGCAAGGACGAGGCCCCUGGCGAAGCUGCGCAGGCCCUGAUCCAGGACUCCCUGAAGGAGGACGCCACAGUGCCCAAGGGGCACCAGCAGCACCCACCGCCUCCAGGGGAGCCGCUCAGCGGGGAGCCCCUGCCGGCCGUCCCGUGGCCAGUCGUGCGCUGCCUGACCUGGCAGGCCCAGGAGCAGCUGGAGCCGGAGGCCGGCGAUCUCCCCCUGGUCCCCUCAGAGCAGGCCGUGGCCAGGGCCCCCCCGGGCAAGAAGCCCCCCCCGGCCAAGAAGUUCUCCUGCAAGAUCUGCAGCGCCACCUUUGCGGGCCGGGCGGAGAUGGAGCCACAAGAGGCCCACGCCAGGCCCAGCGGCUUCAAGUGCCCCGAUUGCCCCUUCACGGCGGCUGCCUGGCCAGAAGUCCGGAACCACCUGCAGCAGCACGCCAACCUCCGUCCCCACAAGUGCCAGCACUGCAGCUUCGCCUCCAAGAACAAGAAGGACCUGCGCAGACACACCCUGACCCACACCAACGAGAAGCCCUUCGCCUGCCACAUCUGCGGCCAGAGGUUCAACCGCAAAGGACACCUGAAGUUCCACACGCAGCGGCUGCACAGCUCGGAGGGGGGGGCGGCCUCCGAGCCCCUCCCCCCCGCCUCCCAGACCAUCAUCCUGAAGAGCCCCGAGGAGACCCUGGCCACGCUGCAGACGGCUCUGCAGUCCGGCCCAGAGAGGCUCCAGCAGGCCCUGGAGCAGGAACACAUGAUCGUCACCCAGCAGGAGGGGGACCCCAACGAGGAGGAGGCCACCUACAUCCAGGAGAUCCUGGCCACGGCGGACGGGCAGAUGGUGCAGCACCUGGUGACCACUGAGAACCAGGUCCAGUACAUCAUCACCCAGGAGGGAGUCCAGCAGCUGCUGCCCCAGGAGUUCGUGGUGCUGCCUGAGGGCCACCACAUCCAGGUGCAGGACGGCCAAAUCACCCACAUCCAGUACGAGCCAGGGGGGCCGUUCGUGCAGGAGCCCCAGAUCCAGUACGUCCCCGUCUCCCCUGGGCAGCAGCAGCAGCUCCUCACCCAGGCCCAGCUGGAGGCUGCGGCCCACACGGCAGUGGCCGUCAUUGGGGCCCCCGGGAGCAGCAAGGAGGCCCCCACAGAGCAGGAGCUCCUGCCCGUCCCCUUGGGCCGACCGGCAGCCGGCCUGGGCAAAGUGAAAAGCCCCAACUGCCUCUUCUGCACAGUGGCCGAUGUGGCCGUGGCUCCCUUCGGCACGGAGUCUGGGCCGGAGCAGCUUCAGCCGGGCGUCCACUACGACAUCAUCACCGUGGCAGAGUGACCGGCCUCCUCCUUGGACCAGCCUUCCGUCCGGAAGGUGCCUCCCGCAACCGCCCAGCUUCAGCCGCUGCUCCUACUCGGCCGCCCCGCAGGUCACCUGGCAGGCCAGGUUGGGGGGGGGCUCUUCGCAGGGAUGCCCAGCCGAAGACCCCCAUCUGCAGCCCCUCCCCCCUCGCGAGGACUCCCUGGGGGAGGCACUGCUGAAUAAAAAGGGCCACUCGGUCUGGA
Molecule: messenger RNA, 3593 nt
Organism: Thamnophis sirtalis
Lineage: Eukaryota; Metazoa; Chordata; Lepidosauria; Squamata; Natricidae
Source: RefSeq, a predicted model, not a curated record